Messenger RNA from Seminavis robusta, 942 nucleotides. The record is from the annotation of a GenBank genome assembly. Lineage: Eukaryota; Bacillariophyta; Bacillariophyceae; Naviculales; Naviculaceae.
AUGUUCUUCAGUGGCUAUAAAGAAGCUCAGAGCAACACCGUGGAGAUUGGCUUUCCAGGAGCAAUUCUGGAAACGACUGUGGAGUAUUUGCACACAAACAAGGUUGCAAAGUUGGAUACUCCAAAAAUCGACCCAUUGGAACUGGCAGUAUCACAGUUUCAGACUGUUUUGUCGCUCACUGACGCUGCGGCGUACUUUGAUCUUCCAGGACUUCACCAGCUGACUCUGAAGAGCAUUCAGAGGUACCUUGAUUCCCGCCCUCAGCUUGCUUUUGUCAUCCUGCAAGCGUCGCAGGAAAAGAGCAACUCCGCAGAGAUUGAGAAGAUGGCAAUUGCCAAGAUCCAAGCCAACAUCAAGGAAUGCUUGAACACAACUGUGAUUAUGUUUAAGGUGGUUGACUCGUCGGUUGUCAAGAAGAUCCUUCACGACAAUGGCAUCAUGUCCUCAUUGACGGCUGCUCAGGUGUUCCAACUGAUUCAAGCAUGGUCUGACAACCGUGCAUCUUCCGAGGCUACUUCUGCCGCCAAAGAGUUGAUUGCAAAGCAUGUCCGUCUGGCGGACAUCCCUCCAUCCCAGCUGUCCAUGAUUGUAGAGUCUUCUGGGCUGGUAACCAAAGAACAGAUCACAGCCACCUACAAAAUGCAAGCAAUCAAAAUGGAAGAACAGUUACUACAUGGGUUCACUGGCAGUUCUUUGCUUCAAUGGAAAGGAUCAAAAUCAAAGAUCUUUACUUUGGAAUCCGAAGGAUACAAAAGUGAUUGCACCGACCGCAUGCCCAUCAAAGCCGGCAAACAUCAGUGGACAAUUGACGUGAAGAAAGACAUCUAUACACAUUUGGCUCAGCAUUGCUACACCCACCGGAUUAAGCGCCACAUUGCAGCAACCAAUCUAUUAUGGAAAGGGUGUUUGGAGUUACGAGGGCGAGGGCUAUUCAUACAGUGA